CUCGGGCAACCUUCGAUGCGUGAAACCGCUCUCUCAGAGGAGGACACGGCGUGUGGUUCCAGUCAUCUGCGUGGAUGAACACGGUGAUCAUCCAAACACACACACAGGCACACAGACAGGCAGGCAGGCAGGCAAGAGACACCCAAACAGACGUGUCGCGCCCGCAGCGACAGUCAGCCAAAACCUCAGUCGGGUUGUCCACAUCAAUCAAUCCGUCAUGAACCAUUGCAGGCAGGCAGGCAGGCAGGCAGGCAGUACGUCGACACACGUAAUACAUGUCGGAAAAUCAGGUUCGUUCAUGCAGACAGACAAUCCCAGCCAGCAGUACAAUCCAUUCCAAUCAGGCGUCGUACACAGACUGUCAAAUACGGCGCAUCCACACACACAUACGUCCUUCCUUCUGCACAUACAUAGCAUUCACACAGUCCGUACACAUAAAAACAACCCGCUUGGAACGAACAACACGCACACAAAACGCCCACACGCAACCCCUCCCUCCCCCCCUCCCGUCUGAAUGCAUUGCAUGCACGGAACAGGAUGGCACGGAGGCCGCGUGUGUGGCAUAUGUAUGUAUGCCAGCGCAGUGGUCACACAGAGCCUCACGAGGAUGGAUGCACCACCAUGGAUCAUCAAGGCAGCCAGGCAGGCAGGGCGGCAAGGCGGCAGGCAGGCAGGAUUGGAUAGGAUGGGGGGUCAAAGGAAAAGCGUGGCAAAGCAUUCAUUCAGGCAGGGCGACUCAUCCAGGCAGGUAGGCCGUGAAUUCUGUCUCAAUCACGAUGGAUAGAUAGCCAUUCAUUCAAAAAUGCGACCAAGUGUGUGAUAUCCACUCACACAACACAAGUGUGGUGUGGUGCGGUGAGUGUGUCAGUCGGCAUGAGCGAGUGAGUGAGUCCUGGCUUUCCCUCCCUCCCUCCCUCCCUCCGUCUCUCUACCGCAUCACCGCGCGUAUACGGCUGGCCGCUUGGUUCCACACACAGCGCGGCACAGCACAGGUAUGUAUGUGUUAUGGCGUGUCACGGAUCCGUCAAGCGGGCGCUGGCACCGCCGGUAAAAAGCAUGCAAGUGCCGCACACCCGACGGACCGACGGACGGACGGAUGUGCCUGCCUACAUUACGUACUGACUGUACAGCUGCUGUGUGUCACACAUGUGUGCGCAUCUCAUGGAUACGGACGGACGUGAACGGAUCUCUCUCGCUCGGUCGCUCCCCCCCUCCCCUCCUCCCUCCGUCUGUUCCCCCGCCCUCACACCAACACCCCAUUGCCCGACAAACAAAACACGCACAGAUACAUACAUACGCAUAUGAAGAGAGCACCCACCCCCCAUGUGUCAGGCUGGCACCCUGUCUGUCUGGCUAAGUCGCUGUCACUGGUAGAUUCUCGUUCGAAUGAAAGAGCCGGGCGUGAGGACCAGCGUGUUGACCAGAAUGGCCAGCUGCUUGUCGGCCUGCGUGUGAGCCUGCCCCUGGUCGCCGUCGGAGUCGCUGUGCACCGACCCGUGUGUGGGUGAGGUGUGCUCGCUCGAUUUGCUGCUGGUGGUCGACGCCCGCGAGAAGCCGCCGCCGCCCUCCUUGUCCUCCUCCCAGGUCGUACUCGAGGGGCUGCCGAACACAAACGUGAAGCUGCAGCGAGCCUGAGAGCGAAACAAACACACAACAACCAACAGUCAUGAAGAACACGCCACUCGGUUGUGUUGUGUGUCUGUGUAUGCGUCUAGAUGAGAUGUACCUCUGAUAUGUAUUUGUCGUCCGUGAAUAGGAGGUUGCAGUGGCCCGAGUAGGCGGUUGCUCUGCCGAGGUCCGUGAGGUCGCUCUCACUCACAUCAGACGACACCAGAACCUCAACCUGACACACAACACAACAAAAAACCGACACACACCACGUCAACACGACCGACACGCACAUGUACAGGCAGGCAGCUUCGGUCACGUACGUCACCUUGGUCUGGUUGAAUAGUUCUUGGAAUGCCAGCAUGAUGUUGCCAUUUCCCUUGUGCAGGCCAGCCGACGCCGACUUGCCGUCGGGAGGGAUGUUGAGGAUGAGCGAGGACGAGUCGCUGUACAGCUCCGACACGGCCGACGCGUCGCCACUCUCCACGGCACACUUCCACUGCGCAAGCACUGAUGAAAUGCCGUCGCUGCGCUGCAUAUAUACACACCCACACGUACAGCCACACGAAUGAGAGAGAGAGAUUGAUUGACUGGCCUCUCCUCUCGGUCUGUAUCCUCUGACUGACCUGUGCAGGCUUAGGCAGCCGAGUGGUGCUCUUCGCCUCGGGGUCGGACUCCGUGAACGACUCCAUUACCUCGCCCACCAUCACAAAAACGCGGAAAUGAGAUGCCCUCUCAACCAAUGCCUCUUCGCCUGUAUUCCUGUGCUCGGGAAUAGGGCGAGGAAAAAAGUAGGCAAACCUCACAGGAAUUUCGAGCGCG
Vitrella brassicaformis is the source of this 2430-nucleotide messenger RNA. Lineage: Eukaryota; Vitrellaceae. The record is from the annotation of a GenBank genome assembly.